Molecule: messenger RNA, 1640 nt
Organism: Acromyrmex echinatior (Panamanian leafcutter ant)
Lineage: Eukaryota; Metazoa; Arthropoda; Insecta; Hymenoptera; Formicidae
Product: bleomycin hydrolase
Biological process (GO): response to toxic substance; L-homocysteine catabolic process; proteolysis
Cellular component (GO): cytoplasm
Molecular function (GO): cysteine-type aminopeptidase activity
Source: RefSeq, a predicted model, not a curated record
GAUGCGGAACACAGAGGAGAGGGAGCGAGCGAGAUAGAGCGACAUAGAUCUUGCUUUGUCUAUCGAUCACGGGAUAAAAGCGAGGUGCGCCGUUUCCAUAAACGCAGCCUAAAGCUCGAAGCCGAGCAGUUGGAGGCGUUGGAGCUACAACGCGAUCAUUGACUUGGCUGUUUUUGGCGUCGCCUAGGUGUGCUUGCCGCAUCCGUUACGAUGGUUGUUUGUCCAUUAACUCCCGAGGUUCUCGAUCAGCUACGUGCAAAAUUUUAUGCUGAUAGUCGCAACGUAUUGGCACAGAAUGUCUGUACGAAAACGAAUCCUAUUGAGGCUUGUGCCUCAAGAAAAAUCCUGGAAGAGACCCACCAUGUCUUCACUCAUAAAAUUGAGACUGAGGGCAAGCCUGUAACUAAUCAGAAAAAUUCUGGAAGAUGCUGGCUGUUUGCCAUCCUAAACGUCAUGAGAACUAGCUUCAUGAAACAGCAUAAUCUAGACGAGUUUGAGUUUAGCCAAGCUUACCUAUUUUUCUGGGAUAAGAUAGAACGUUGCAAUUACUUCUUGCACAAUAUCGUAAACACUGCGAAGCGCGGUGAGGCAGUCGAGGGCCGUUUAGUCAAUUUCCUGUUGACCGAUCCUACCUGUGAUGGUGGCCAAUGGGACAUGAUUGUGAAUCUGAUAACUAGACACGGUGUUGUGCCGAAAACGUGUUUUCCGGAAUCAUACAGCUGUGAGUCUAGCGUUCGUAUGAAUAGCCUGCUGAAAAGCAAGCUGAGAGAAUAUGCCAAGGCUCUGCGAGACAUGAUCGACAACGGUGCGUCUGAUGAUGAGCUGAAGACACGAAUAAAUGAGCAGAUGACGGUAAUCUAUCGGAUAAUCGGCAUCUGUUUGGGUGUACCUUCUGAGAAGAUUACAUGGGAAUAUUAUGACAAGUCGAAGAAUUACAACUGCGUGGGUCCGAUCACGCCACUAGAGUUUUACGAGAAUUGCGUGAAACCAUAUUACAAUGUAAACGAUAAAGUAUGCCUGGUAACCGAUCCACGACCGGGCAAUCCUUAUGGGAAACUCUAUACCGUAGAUUGCCUGGGAAAUGUCGUGAGUGGGAAAACUACUCGCUACAAUAAUCAGCCAGUGGAAUUACUGAUGAAACUGUGCGCCGAGAGUAUCAAAGAUAACGAGCCUGUUUGGUUUGGUUGUGAUGUUAACAAAAGAUUAAUAGAUAAACAUGGUAUUCAUGAUAUAAACACUUACAAUUUCGAACUAAUGUUCGGCACCGACAUUCACCUUGGGCUUUCUAAAGCCGAUAGAUUGCUUUAUGGAGAUUCUAUGAUGGUACACGCAAUGGCAUUUACGGCUGUUUCAAUAGAUCGAGAAGGUAAAAUAAAGAAGUUCCGGAUAGAGAAUUCAUGGGGCGAGGAUCAUGGUCAAAAGGGUUACCAGGUUGUGACAACCGAGUGGUUCGCUAAUUUUGUCUUUGAGGCGGUCGUAGAUAAAAAAUACGUUCCUGCGGACGUGAUGGCUGUAUUCAAUCAGGAACCAAUCGUUUUACCUGCCUGGGAUCCUAUGGGCACGCUCGCUCAUUGAUGUUAAAGUGAUUUAACUAAAUGCGAUGGCAAGCCGUUUUAUUUUACAAAACAUUUCAAGCAUAA